AGGGCUUUGCUUCAAGCUCUCUGCUUAGUCUUGGUUGUGCACAUGUUUUCUAUGACGUCGCUCGUUAUCUUCGUCUAUAUCGUUCAUACAGUUCACAGCCUACCGUUUGGUUGGCUAGUCCAGCUUUUUAUACUUCUUUACAUAACGGCAACUGACAGUUAGUAUAUCUUCCGAGCUCCCCGGCGGCCGAUGUUUACUUCAACGCUCGUAUAGUUAUAGACUGGUUUACAACCACGACUUAUUGUCUGCUCAGCUAUUGCGGUCUCAACCUGGAUCAACGGCAAGAGCUUCCUCGCCGGGAAACUCUGAUGAAGCAAGCGAGGGAGCUGUACAACUUCUGCUCUACCUUUGUACCUCGACUAUUGUUUUUUUAUUCUGUUUGCUUUAUAAUGGUUCCCUUUGGGAUCGCAGUCUCUUCAUUCUGGAUGGCUGUUUUUGACGAACUUUUUGCCUGGAUUAACGGCCACGACUUUCACCUGUACAUCCACUUGUGGGCAUGGCUAGUACUACUGUUCUUUGCUACGAUUCAACCUCCCUACAUAAACGUCGUAUUGGGGGUUUACCGGCGCUUUCUAGCCCUUGCAGUCGUCUACACUUUCUACACCUUUUCUCACAAUCCGGCACGGGCGGUAGUAUAUUCUGUAAUCCUCUAUGGAUACGUUACAUCUCCUGGACGGUGGGGAUUAAUCAAUAUCGUAGGCGUUGUUUCGGCUAUUUAUGCUGUAAAUUAUUUUCACAAUUAAUUAUUAAUACUACUUUUUGAACUUCA
Messenger RNA from Xylaria bambusicola, 769 nucleotides. RefSeq lists its product as uncharacterized. The transcript is spliced from 2 exons. NCBI's taxonomy places the organism in Eukaryota, Fungi, Ascomycota, Sordariomycetes, Xylariales, Xylariaceae. The record is from RefSeq and is a predicted model, not a curated record. Bases 309 to 743 code for a protein of 144 amino acids.